GUACUCUGAAGCGGAAGUUCUUAAAACGUAAACAAAUGAAAUAAGGCGCGCUGAAGUCAACGUAUUUUUAUUACAAAUUUUUAAAGAUAUAUUUGUACUUAUGGUAAUUUAAAAUACAUUUUAAAAUAUAUACUGUUUUACUGUAUCAUUUGUAUCUAAGAUUUUAAAUUUCUCUUAAAAAUGAAACGGCUGACUUCAAUUACGGCUAGGACUAGGCAGGGUAGGGCCAGGGGGUAGGUAGACCGUAGGGCAGUCUCAGCAGAGGCGUAGCGAGGGGAGGGCGGGAGGGGGACAGAUGUCCCCGGGCGCCAGCUAGUUAGGGGCGCCAAAAUGUGGUUUGAUAUUAUUUUAUUGAUCAAAAUAAUGGGCUUGAGAGUUGAAAAAAAGAAAAAGGGGCGCUUUAAAAUGGAUCUUGUCCCCGGGCGCCAAACGCCCUCGCUACGCCUCUGAGUCUCAGUCUGCUGUUUACACUUUAGGCUGAGUAGGGCAAAAUCUAAAAGAAAAAGUUGAGAAAACAGUAAAGUGUAAAGUAAAAUAAAGAAAUCUAGUAGAUUUAAAUUAACUUUUAAUAUGUUUGUCUUAAACCCAGUGAUGUGGUAAGAAAAUUAUCCAGAAUUUUUAGCAAUCCCAAAAUAACCUAAUAUUAUUAUAAAAAACGAAGUGUCUACAUGUCUGUUGACUUCAUGAAUAAGUUCUCGAGAAAUUCGACCAGCUAUUAUAUAUUUGACCAAGUCAUAUGACGCUAGAUAUUUGUCAGCCUUGCCAUGUGAAUGUGGCCGCUAAUAGUCUAUCAGAGUUUACAGUACAUCAUUUUUCAUUUUUUAAAAUUCAAGAUAGUCUGGAAAUUUACAUGAAAAAGAAAUACAAGCAGUCCUCCAAAGUCCGGUCCCAAAUUAUUUACAAUGAUUAAUCCUUACUUAAAAGUCUUGGGCAUCAUUCUGUUUUGAAAUUCAUGUUUGCAUUAGUGGACGAUGUUGGAUGGAGGUUGUCGGCCGUCGAGAUGCACAAACACUCGAGCACAUUAUCACUAAUCAUGUGUUACCAGGGACAACUAUUGUUUCGGACGCUUGGCGAGGAUAUCAAAAUGUCGGUCAGCUCAACAACGGGAUUUAUGCUCACGCUGUCAUUGUGCUCACGCAUGAAUUUGUUGAUCCAGUAGACCAGGACAUUCACACAGAAACUAUUGAAGGACUUUGGAUGCAAGCAAAACGUAAACGCCGCUAUCAGAGUGGUAGGCCUGCUAGUCGCGAUCUGUUUGCCAGCUACUUGGGGGCCUUUCAGUGCCGCAACAGUCACCAGCAUAACGUUUUCGGCUGCUAUUUGCAAAUGCUAUGUGUCAAUGACAACAUUUAGUAUUUACUGACUGGUUUGUAAAGUGACAGUUAUUUGCGAAAGCUAUGACUGACAUUUCUGCUGUUUUCUAACAAUACACACUGUGCAUUGCAAUUUUUUUCAUACGAAAUAAUUUGGGACCGGAAUUUGGAGGAUUUUAGGAAUUCUACUAAAGAAAUACUAGAACCAUUGCUGGUAUAUAUAAUGAACAAAUGGUUAAAAUUUGAUAAUUUUAAAUAAAGCUUGACACACCCGCCGGAUGAAUAUCUCUCGCACUAUUUGUCUGGUCGCCGGACUUGUAGACACUGCCUAUCAAAAAUGGUCAUUUCUAUAGUAAAUUAUGUAAUUUACACUGGAAAUCCAGCCUAUUGGCACUCCAACUCAAAUUUUCAAAUAUAUCUGACACACAAAGAAAAUAUAAUUGAAAAGAGCUGGCUUUAUUAAAUUAUCCAAUGCAAUGACACCAAGAUAAUCUUUCUAUCACUUACAACUUAUUGAAGAAAAGUUUUGAAUUUUUUAGUGAUUUAUUUUUCCCCACUAUUUAGCUUUGUAAUUAAAAUUCUAAAAACUGUGAUUGAAUUACCCUCUUUUUCUACUAUUUUGUUUGUAUCUUUUUUGCCAUUUAAGUUAGAGCACUCAAAUUUGGAGGAGACGUUUACACUUUAAUGGUUAACAGAAACAAAACACAUGAAUUGUAAAUUAAUUUAUUAUAUUUCAUAAAAUAUGAUUUUAUGAGCAUAUGGUGUCGAUAACCACAAUUGUUGGUAAAAAAAUAAAUGUAAAUAAGAUAAGAUAAGAUUCUUUUAUUCAUCCAAACAAAUGGAAAUGUUUUAUGAUUGCAUUAUACAUUUUCGGCACAUAAAUAAAACAAUUUGAACACAAGAAAUUUAUAAUAAAUUAUUUCAAACAGCCAUUCAGUGAGUCCUAUUAGCCAAAUUGGGGACUUAUUAGUUCUCAAUAAGAUGUGUGACUACAGAGGGAGCACGCUGAUAAAUUCGUACAGAUUGGGGAACAAAAGAAUUUUUAUAUCUUUCAGUCCUCACCCUGAUGGAAAGAAUUUGUCCCAAACGGCCCGAUCCUAAGUAUCUGUGAUUUUGUCCCAAACGGCCCGAUCCUAAGUAUCUGUGAUGAAGAGGGUGGGAUGUAUUAUCAGACCUGUUUACUCUUACGAUUUUGGCGUACAAUGUACGAUUUUGAGGUUUAAAUAUAUAUACUGUAUGCUUAUUUUUUACUCUAAAUAUAAGGUAUUGAACGAUUUUGUGAUGAUAUUGUACGAUUUUAAGAGUUUGAGGGUAAACAGGUCUGUAUUAUCCAAAAUGUGUUUAGUUUUACAAAAACAUCUUUCUUCAAAUAGUUCUUCAAGUGAAGAAUGUUUAGUUUGUGUUAUGUUCCUAGCUUUCUUGAAUAGUCGGUUUAUGCGGUGUUAAAUAUCAGACGUUGAAUUUCCACAUCAGCAGGUAAUACUGAAAUUAAGUAGGCUUCCACUUUUUGCACUGUAGAAUAAUGUAGGACACAAAUAAUAAUAUAUUUUUAAAAAAUUAAUUAAUUAAAUAAAAAUGACAUAAUUAUUAAACCAAAUAAGCUAUUGCUUUAAAAUUUUCAGUACAAAGAGAUAAUGUGCAUCUAAAAAUAAGAUGAAUUUUAAAUUAAAUAAAAUGCAGAUCAAACAAUUUAUGCAAUAUUAGAAAAAAAAUUCCCGAAAAGUGACCCUGGCCGAGACAUUUAUACAUUUAAAUACAUAACUUCUAAGCUAAUAAAGCUACUGCAAUAAAAUUUUCAGUACAGAUAGUGACAAUCCAAAUGUAAUAUAACAUUCAAAUAUUACAAAGCAAAUUAAAAUCAUGCUAUCCAAAAUUUUAAAAUGUUAUGUAAUGUGGACAUUUAUGUACUGGGUACAUUUUUUUAAAUGAUCAGCUUAAGCAAAUGAUGCUAAUUCAAUUAAAUUUUCAGUACAAAUAGACAAUCUAAAAUUAAUAAAGUUUUAAAACGCAAAACACAUACUUCAUAACAUUUUAUAUCAAAGUUAUUGAACAAAACUGUUGAUUUUCUUUUACUGGUACAUUUAAAUACAAAACUUAAAAACAACAAAUGCAGCAUAGCUAUCCACAGCAACAGAUGGUGUCCUUGUCCAGCUGAAAGUAAAAAUAUUUAAGCUACCGUAUUUUAAGACUGAUACAAAACCUUUAGACAUUACAGCAACUGUCUCAAAAAAUCUUGGACAUGGUUCAUGGUUCUGGCUCCGGAGCCCCAGCAACACUUCAUCUUCAUCAAUUGGUAGAUGAAAAAAUCUACCUCCAUUGUCUAUAUCAAAUUGGGUUGUUUGUUGAUCUCCUCCAGGUUGGCAAUGCACAUCCUCAUGUGUGAAAUCUAAUGAUUAAAAACAGAAAGGAAAAUUCUUAAGUUAAUGACCUAAUGCCCUAAUCAUUUGUUGUCUUUUUAAACAAAAAUCACCAUAAAGUAGACCUAAAGUAGACAAAAUAAAAAUAAUCUCCAAAUGCUUAAAACUUUUAGAGUUAUUGUAAAAUUUAGUCAUCCAGGGUCCAGUACAGGUUUUCCAAAGAGACCGAUCAUGAAAAAUGAACAUGAAUAAAAGAUUAGGACUUCUUAUAAGGAAUACAUAUAAAAAUGACUUCAAUAAUUUUAAACAGGCCACGCAAUGCUCUUUAGUUUAUGUACCAGGUACAUUUAUAACUUUAUACAUGUUAAAAACUUAGGACUAUUGACCAUCUUAAUCUAUCUUUUCAUAUUGCCGUGCCAUAUAGUCUAGUCUUAGCUUUUAUGUAUUAUGGAUCCAAAGCAUAUUAUUAUAUGUGGACUAUAUUUGCCUCAAAGUAAAACUAUUAUUAAAAAUCAGUUAUUAAAAGUGUAUAUUUAUAAUCAAACUACUAAGUUAUAAUACAGGAAACAUUUAUCAAGUGGUUUGAUAAACAUUUCUAUUAAUAAUAACUGUUUACCUUAGAGCUAUACCACUUCCGGUAGAUGGAGUGCAAAAUGUGGUUGCCUUAAAUUUUUAGUCGCAUUACUCAAGCUCUCAUACAGUUUUUAGAUGAUCAGUACUUUUUUAAAUAAGUGAUUUAGAUUUUACAAUAUAUAAACUAUACCACAAAUUAAUUGCCAAGUUUGUCAACGAUUUAUAUAAUUUAAAAAAAGCACAGAAAUCUCACUUAAUCAACAUCCACUUUCCAACUUAUGGUCAUAUAAUUUACAAAAGGUCGUAACUAAAUUUAAAGAAAUUCACUUUCCUCAGAUGUUUUAAACUUAAAUGGCAAGGCACAGAUUAGAUGCGUAUUCUUUAACCAUUGCCCGAUCAGUCCAAUGGGUAGCCAUAUUGAAUAUUAAUUAGCUUAAGUAGGCCUAAUUCCUGGUACAGUCAGAUUGUGAUGGGUUAUGUUGGGCAACCGUUUUAUUUACUUUUCUUGGUGUUUGUUGACAUCAUUUUUUUUUAACUUUCUUUGCAGGAUAUCAGAAAAUUUUUUGGUCCACCCUCAGCCAGCAAGAAACCAGGAACUGCUUCAGUGAAGGAGCCAAGCACUACAAAUAAAAAUGAAGAAACCAAAACCAUGGGUGGAAAGCCCCUAAAAAGUCCUGCAACUGUCACCCAAAAAAAAAGUAAGACACCACCAGUACAAAACAAUAAAAAACAAAGGCAAAGGACAUCACCCCGAAAGAAGUAUAAUUUUGAAAGUGAUGAUGAUGUUGAAAUAGUUGAUAAUCCUUCGGAUGAGGAUGUUAUAAAAAAUUCUCAAGAUUCAUUAAAAGAGAAAACAAAAAUAAAUGGAUCCUUGCCUAAAAUCAGUAAAACUAAGAAAAACAGCCCAAAGAAAGUUCAAGAGAAAAAUAAAAGUAAUGAAGAUGACACCAGAUGUGAAAAAGUAGCAGGAAAACUGGAUCAGAGAAAAAAAAGUGUUGCAAGCAAUUUGAACUUUGAGGAUGAUGUAAUAGAAAUUGAAAGUGUGACAUCUACAGAUUCAAAAAACUCUUUAACAAAUUCUCAGAACAGGACAACUGGUAGAGAGACAGAGAAAAUUAAGAAUGGUAAUGUCAAAAAGAACAAAGUUCAGAAUGAUGAUAAACAGGACACUGAAGUCAGAGAGAGUCCCAGGAAAAAAAUUACUCACUCAAAACAGGAAGAAAAAACUAGCCGGAAGCACAAACAGGUACUUUUCAUAAAAAAUAUGUGGGAUUUUCUAUAUUAGACCAUAUUAGAAAUAGGGGUUGCAAACUGGGAUCUCGAGUUUUGAAAAUACCUGGAUACUGGACCAAAACUGAUGCUUAAAAAUACCAGGAUUGGAUUUCUGGAAACCAGGAUUUUUUUAAUUCCCGGGAUUUCAUUUUCAAAAAAUAAUUAUCGCUUUUAUUAGUUUCCAUAUAGUUGUUAAAGUAAGACAUGUCAAUAAUUUAUGUGAUCCCCAUCACGUGUAUGAAGUUCAAAGAGAGCCGUCUGAUGGGCUAGAUAUGUCAACUGUGAUUCAUUUGUUAAUUAAGAAGCAUGGCUUUAUGAUUAUUUUUGUUUUUACAUCGUGCGUGUGUACGAGGAGACGUAAGUUGCAAAGUGAACAUACAGGAUUGGUAAGUAAAUGUAUUAUGUUAUUGACAAAUAAUUGGUAUUGUCGAAUGUAGAUAGAAUGUUGACUGACAUUAACAGUUUGUACGUAACAUGAAUUGUAUGGAAAUAAUAAUACGUUGCACUGGAAUCACGGGUUAACUUUUUAUAACAAAAUUGUUUGAUUGCUUGAUUUCCUUUAAUUAUACCAAAGUAUCUACAUAUUUAAAACUAUGACUAAAUCUGUAUUUUGAUAAUCAAAUAUCUUAAGUUUAAGUCACAGAAAAAUUAUGUUACUUUUAUUUUGUGAUAAAAAUAUUAAUAAUUCACCUUAUAAUUAUGUUCUUUUUUAUAUAUAUCAAUCCGAGGGCUACUUUGUCACAGACUGAAUGUCCCAGUAUUGAUAUAUAUCAAUACUAGGACUACUUUGUCCCAGACUGAAUGUCCCAUUUUGUCUGUCCCUUACCUAGCCAAACAUUUACCUGAAAAUUUAAACAUUUAAAAAAAAUUUGUACACAUCAAAACAAUUCGAUUUAAAUAAAUACAAUAAAUAAAUUUUUGUCAAUUAAGAUUUAUUGUUAUAAUGAUUUAAUUUCCCUCCAGGUUGAUAGAUAGAAAUAAGGACCUUGAAAAAAAAACAACUAAAUAUGAAAAGAAUAAGAAAAUAUCGGAAACAAAGACAUGAUUUUGUUAUUAUUUUUUGGAAUUCGAAAGGGUGCUGGGUGGCCGAGCGGUCUAAACUGUUUCAAACCAAAUAGCUGGUGGUCUGGAGUUCAAUCCCCACCAAAGCCAACAUCCCAAGCACCCUUGGUGGAUGGGACUCGCUAAGAGAAGGCAAACUCCGAAUUUAAACCAGGAGCCAGAAUAAUCAACAAAUUGAUCGUGGGCUCCUCAAAUAUAAGAAGAAGAAUAAGAAAGCUAUGGACAAUCUCUCAGCUAAAUGCAUUAGAUGUAGCAAGAUACUUAAAACAUUUGUGUUGUCGUUAAAAGCUCAUUAAAAAAUCAAAUUCCUAUUUAUUUUUUUAUGUUUUUAUUUCAUUAAUAAAUCAUCACCUCUAAUCUCGACACAGAAUUCUCUAAAUAUUGACAAAAUCGAAAGUAUCAGGAUUCUGGUAUUCGUAAACGUAAAUAUCGAAAAUACCAGUUUUGGUAAAAGGGACCAGUUUGGCUACCCCUAAUUAGAAACAAAUGAAAAAUAAAACAUGUUUCUUCAUUCUGUCAGGCAUUCUCUCAAAUAGUACAAACAAAAAUGGUUCCUAUAUGGAGGCUGAACCUGAAAUGGUUUCAUAGCAACCUCCUCAUUGUACUUCUAACUAUUACAACUUCUCAGAUAUCAAGCGAUGAUGAAGAAGACAACUUCAAGCCAGAAAUAGGCAGUGAUAUCACAGAGUCAGAGGAAGUUAUUGCCACAAGAAGGAAACGGGGCAGAAGUAGUAGCACCAAGUCAGGCAAAAAGAUGUCUAGAAUUUUAGAUUCAGGUAAAGAAAGGGGUUUUGAAAAUUAUUAUGAAUAAAAGUUUUCCCAAUCAUUGCAGUUCAUUGGCCUCAAAUGUACUUUACUCGUUAUAACUCAUUGACCUCAAAUGUGCUUAUGUUGGAGUUCAAUGACCUCAAAUGUGCAUUAUGUUGCAGUUCAUGGACCUCAAAUGUACGUGAUGAUGAAUAAAAUUAAUCUAAAAAAUAAUGCAAAAUAAAUAUUAUAAAUGGUUCUUUUAUGUUAAAAUGUCAUUCUCCUGUAACCAGAAUUAAGUACAAAGAUGUAAUAAAAAAUAUUUAAUUUAAAAAAAAAAACAGCUGAUGUAGGCUUUUAAUAUGAACGUUCCUUAUUUAUUUAUUUUUUUUCAUAAAAUUAAUCUUCUUUACACUGUUUUGAAAGCUGUACUUGAGAUACCUAGUUUUAAGCAUUGUAUUUGUAACCAACAAAAAUAAAUUGAUAUUUACCAGGUAAUUUCUAACUUAUAAGCAUUUGAGCCACUGAUGAGGCAUUUCAAAAUAAUAUCAUUAAGUAAACCGGACUGUCAGUUUCUAUAAAAGAUGAUUAACAAUUAUUUGGCAAGUUAUCUCUGGGAAUAUGAUUCCACACGUCGCACCCCACAACCUAAACGAUAACAAUUUUCCUUAGGUAAAAAAAAAACCCCCCCCCCCCCCCCCCCCCGUGACCAAUAAAUGAUGCUGGUGGGUGCCGUCCAUGGCUCGACAUGUAAAUAGUUCUGGAAUGAGUGAAGUGUAUACAUGUUGGUUUUUGUUUUAUUUGAGUAAUGCAUGUUAAUUAAUUUUUUAAGUUGAUUAUAUUUGUUAAAUUGUAUGUGCAGCAUGGUGAGCCCAGCCCUAGGCUGGGGUACCACACUAUAUAAAACCACUCAUAAUAAUAAUAUCUGAUGUAUACAAAGACAACAUAAUAAAAACAACAUAAUCAUCAUUUUUUAGCAUUAUUUCACAUGACUAUUUGCAGACUCAGAAGAAGACCCACUACACAAAGAAAAACCUAAAGCCAAGAGGAAGAAGAAAGAUGUAGUAACUUAUGUUGAGGAUUCAGGCAAGUAUUACAUUAAGGAUAAUAUUUUGUGAUAUUGCCAUUGUGUUUGGUAUAGAAGACUCAAAAAAUUGUUUUUAUUUUAAUGUAUGACCAAACUCAUUUAGUGUGGAUUUCUGUUAGAGCCCUUCUACAUAGAUUGCACUGGAUUGGGUUUACAGACCUUUCCUGAAGAAUUUAACAGAUAGAAAAUUUUGUCAGUAUAUAAAUUUUAAAAAAAGGUGACAGGAAUUAAUCAACAAACAAAUCUUAAAGCUUUAUAAAAAGGAAAAGUGAUUGGGGAUGUUAAUGAACACUAUUUGAUGGUACUAGAUGAACAGUUUUUUAUGUUCAAUUGUAAGUCUUUGUUAUAUAAUUAAAACAUUUUUCAUUGGUGGUGUUAAAAAGACACAGCCUCAAAAUUUAGUACUAUCUCUAUAUAAGUCUAUCUUUAUCCAACAAACCCCAUGUAGGGCCCACAAAGAAUUUUCCACUUCCACUUAUAAAUGCCAAAUCUUUUCCAUUUGUAAAUGCCAAUUAUGAUCCAUUAAAAUCUCAUUAAAUGGUAAAAUAUGGUGGUUAAAAGCUGCUAACAAUUGUGUCCCUCCUGUUCCAGAUGGAGAGAAGCCAGUCACAGCACUUGACAAGUUUGUUAUUCACAAGCCUCCAGCAAAGGAAGUAAAGAACAAGAAAACCAAUGUUGAGACUUUAAAGCCAGUGAAUGUGUCUGAUUUCUUUGGUACCAGCUCUGCUAGCAGAAGUGACAGAGUCACAGCUGUGGGGAAACGAAAGCAUGAGGAAGUAAAAGAGGUAUUUUUUAGUGUGUUCCUUUGAAAUCUGUCAUUAUACUAUUUGAGACCAGGAAGAGAAGACCAAGAAAACCAGUGUUGAGGCUUUGAAGCUAUUGAACUUGUCUGAUUUCUUUGGUACAGGCUCUGCUAACGUGAGGAAGUAAAGGAGGCUUUUUUUAGCCUGUUCCUUGGACAUCUAUCAUAAUACUAGGGUCUGGGUUUGAACUGAGUCAAUCUCAAGCUUGUGGGCUGGAGUUCAAUUCCCUAUCUAGACAAACAAACGCAAAAACAACACCAGCACCCCGGGUAGAUGGGACUCAUUAACCUUGGAUGGCAACUCAUUUAAGAGAAGGCAAAUUGUGAAAUUAAACCCGGACAUGGAGUCCUGCAGGUGCUAUGACAUUGACAAAAUGAAAACUCCUGCGAUGUGAAACGCAUAAGAAUACAGUGAGACACAAGAAAAGCUGCUGGUCAUCCACUGCAUCCUGGUCUAUUUCCAGUCAUAUUGACCAAGUCUUGCCAUUGAAACAAAUAGGCUGACGAAUUGAGCAACUCUCCCUCACUUAAAACAUGAUACAGGUCAAGUCAAGGCUUGGGGCCUUGUUUAUCUUCACAUGCAAAGAAGGAACAAUAUUAUUACAAUUUGUUUGUGUAAGGUUUACAGAGACAUUAGAUUUUUAUUCCUUUGCUGCCAAGUUGGCUCACGUCUUUGGAUUUUUUUUCUUUACCUCAUCAUUGAAAUUUUCUUCAGUCCAACAGUACAUGACUCUUUUGAAACAAAAGGUAAAAAAUUUUAGUGAACCCAGUAAACAAAUAAGCCAGAUUUUGUUUAUUUAUUUAAGUGGAAAGAAAUGGUUGCAAGCAUUUCUUGUUAUAUCUUUAAUGCCAUGUCAUAGGUAGCUAGCUACUUGGAUUUUCUCUUCCCUCCCCCCUUUCUCCCUGUCUCUCCUUCCCCAUUUCAAUUGUUUAGCAAAAUUUUCUUUUCAUUUGUCUUUUUUUACUAUUUUUAAUCAUAUAUUUAUAUGUUUCAUAAUUUUUGUCUGUCUAAGAAAUACCCCAAGCUUUCGUUCAGAACUGCUUUUUGUUAAUUUUAUUAUCCUGUGUUCAAAGGUGGAUGUUGUUGAUGUUGAUCUGACAUUCGAUGAGGAAAUGCAUGAUGAUGAAGAUUUUCAAAAGACUCUGGAUCAGUUGGAUGGACCAAAUGUCAAAAAGGUUUUUACACAUUAUGCACUAGAUGUUCUUCAUCAUUUUUGAAAAAAUUAUUGUUAAUUAUGACAUUAUUUUUUGUAAUAUCAGGGGAAAUUAAAACAUGAAAUCCUGUGAAAUAACAAAACAAUAUUUCAAAACUUAAAACUUGAAUAAAAAAAAAAUUCUGAUCAAGUGUUAGAGAAAUUACCCAGUAAUUAUAAUAAUAUUUUUAACUUAAAUUUAAGUUACUUUAAGACUGUACUGAAAUGUAAUUAAAUUAUUUGAAAUGUAAUUAAAUUAUUUGAAAUGUAAUUAAAUUAUUAUUUUUUUUAAAUGUAACUUUAUAUUUAUAGUGAUAAAAUAGAAAAAUGAUUUUCAAGCUAAACUUUGCUUGGAUCAAUAGAUGAAAUUGAUUUGCUAAAUGGAUUGACUUUGUUUGAAUAAAUAGAGUUAGUUUCUUUGAAUAAACAAAUUUAUUUUGUUUGGAUCAUAGAUAUGCUGUUUGUGUCAAUGGAUACACUUUUUUUGCAUCCAUGGAUAUAACUGUACCUUAAAGAGUUGAUUUAUUUUAUGAACAGGUGAAACAGUCCGAGACUAAAGAAGAGAAACAUGAUGGUGCCAUUGAGUCCGGUGAUUAUAUUUUCAAUUUUUGAUGUCUGACUCAAUUCAAUUUUUUUCACUUUGGGAAUAUUUUCAUUUUAACUAAUAUUGAUUGUUGCGACGUCAAAGUUUAGCCAUUAAUUUUUUUUGUUAGCUUCAUUAAGCAUACUUGCUUGUAAAUUUAGUUUUAAAACAUAAUGAUAUAACUAUUUUAAAACAUGAUAAAAUAACUAUUUCAAAACAUGAUAAUAUUACUAGUUUAAAACAUGAUAAUAGAAAUAUUUUAAAACAAUUAUAUAACUUAUGACUAUUUUGUUUAAAAAGGCUGUGAAUAAAGCUUCCUAAUAAUAAAAUGUACAACCUUUUUUAGUGAAAAUGAGGAUAGUGGUAAAGAUAUGAAAAAUAUUUGAAAUAUUAAAGUUUAUCAAUUAAUAUCCCCAACGUCAGCAAAUUUAAGUAAACUCUUUUCUAUGUAUUACUGCAUUCAAAAUCUUCUUUAAAAAAUAAUCAGAUGGGGCUAAUGUUUUGUGUUGUAUUUUUCAAUACUUGAUUAUUUUAUAAAAAGUGUAAAGUAACAAAUAUUUUCAUUUUUUCCAAUUUUUUAAAUGUUUAAUUUGGAUUUCUCCCUAACUAGGAAGUUUGUCCAGCAAACUCUCAUCAAAAGUUAAGAGUCAACUCAGUCCUAAUAAAAGUUCGCCAGCAAGUGCCAACUCCAACAACAAUAAAUCCCUGUCAAAGUCUCCAACUUGCGGUACACUUAAG
Molecule: messenger RNA, 11727 nt
Organism: Lymnaea stagnalis (great pond snail)
Lineage: Eukaryota; Metazoa; Mollusca; Gastropoda; Lymnaeidae
Source: the annotation of a GenBank genome assembly